AUGCCCCCAACUGCUAGUAUACACUGUGGAGAAGAUAUGUCGAAUAUGACGGUGGAUAAAUAUUCACAGGAUGCCGCUCCUGAUAUGAUAUCAGCUCUCAAAAGUGCCAUCUAUCAUAUGGAGGCGGAACUACGAGGCCCUUCCUUGCCCGGAAACAAAAGAGUAGAGAUAGAGAGCACUGUCAAGACUUUAAAACAGCAGCUUGAAGGGAUUCAAGCUGGUAAUCAUAUUAUAUUUAGUCAGGAGCGAGGUGAAUUUCAAGGACUACCUCAAACCCAAGGCCCGAGUGUAACUCGGAAUCAAAAAUGGGGUGACAGUCAGAGUCAGAGAAGUCAGAGUGAGGGCCAGAGCCCAUAUAGUUCUAAUACCAACUCGUCGGGAUCUAUCUCAUCCUCUUCAUCGGAUAUGGGCCCUGGCCUUCGAUCACGUAAUGUACCAAGUUUAUUUGGAAACGCUGGAAGAUUGGCCAGGAAAGACAGUGCCUCUGUACCGUUAAGUACUUCAGCGAGUCCAAUAACUAGUGGAACCAACUCUGGGAAUGGUAGUGGUAGAUAUGCUGACUUUUAUAUCGGUAGCACUGACACACCCAAUGAAUUUGCAUCUCCAGGAACCAGUGCUGCUUCAACCAAAAGUGACUCAGAUACACCAGUUAUUGAUCCCAGUUCAUUAAUGAGUGCUAAUGGAGUGGAUCACCGGGUUAGAGAAAAUGCUGUUGAUCACGGACAUGAACAUAUAUAUAGAGACCGAUCCUUGAACUUCGUACCCGAUGCAAGCGAUAUAGUCGAAAUCAGUGAUGAGGAUGAAGGGCCGCUUAGAGUUUUACAUUCUCGUCAUAUUGAUGUGCCAUCUCAAGCUACGACGAUUGUUGACGAUGACGACGAGCAGGAGGAGGAUGAAGAUGAUGACGAUAUUCAAUUCCAAUCAAUGUCGAUUAAAAGUGAUUCUGAACCCCCAUUUGUACCUCGUGUUCACGAGCGGAGUUCUAGUUUGUUUAAUUCUCACUCGGCUGGCAAAAAACGAGAAUACUCGCCAGUGGAAAAUUCUAUUGAUUUGACUGGUGAAGAUGAUGACGAGGGUACCCCGAGAAAAACAAGUGGCGCGUCGCUCAAUAAUCUUGUGACUUCCAUUCAUCGAACUCUUCUUUACAAAUUCCUGAGUGAAGAUGAAUAUGGUGAUUACAUGAGAAAUGUGGUUGGAAGUUUAACCACGACAAUGUCACGUUUGGAGGCCGAAAAUGUGCUCGAACUAAUCGGAAAAAAGACUUUUGACUAUGGGACGGCUAUUAGACGAUUUGAAGAUAAAAUAAGAUCUGUUUCUCAAAGAAUACAACAUGAUGAAUUAGGGGCUGGUAGUAGUGCUGACUCCGCCAGGUUAGCUUCACAGAUGACCCAGAAAGGAAUUCUUGAACACAGUUUACGCCAAUACCGAGAAAAAUUUGCCUAUGUUAAACAGAUCUUCAACAGCGUCGUCUAUAAUAAUGUGCGAAAUUUUCGCGACGUGAAGUCUAAAUUGGAAAGCACUGAUAAUGAUAUGCGGAGUAAUGUGGAGGCUGCUUAUUUUCAAAAUUUCCAAACAAAUGCGGGUCCAUCUCGCAUGAAUUCGGCUUCUGGCACCCAUUUUGGUGUGUCAGCGGCACAUUCAAGAGGAAACCCUCCGUAUGGACAAGUAGGACUUCCAGGAUUAAAUGGUGUAUUUCAAAACCUGGGUCCAACGCAGCGAAAUACUGAAAGAGGCGCUUCGCUAUUUAAUCAACCUCGUACAAGCUACGAAUCUGAUACAUAUGGCCCUCCAAUGUCUGAAAAAGAUCUUGAAGACCUAAUAAAUAAUAUUCAACAGAACGAAGAAGUCAAGCCAGAAGAUAGGAUAGGGACACCUCCUGAAUUGUCCAUCACUCUCCUGGAACAUCAGAAAGUUGGCCUUUCUUGGCUACAGAACAAGGAAGAUGGGAGGCAGAAAGCAGGUAUUCUGGCUGAUGAUAUGGGCCUCGGAAAGACCAUCCAAGUAUUGUAA
This is a messenger RNA of Sugiyamaella lignohabitans, 2010 nucleotides long. RefSeq names its product translocase ULS1 (gene ULS1). Bases 1 to 2010 code for a protein of 669 amino acids. NCBI's taxonomy places the organism in Eukaryota, Fungi, Ascomycota, Dipodascomycetes, Dipodascales, Trichomonascaceae. The transcript has a single exon. Gene Ontology annotation, molecular function: ATP binding; ATP-dependent chromatin remodeler activity. The record is from RefSeq and is a predicted model, not a curated record.